AUGAAAGGUGAAGAGCUAGCGGAAGCAGGCUUUUUUUAUAGCGGAGUAGGCGAGAGAACGAUAUGCUACCAAUGUGGUAUUAAAAUAGAUCGUUGGAGACCAGGCGACGAUAUCUGGAGACAACAUGCCUAUUACUCGUCCUCGUGCUAUUAUUUACUUGUAACGCGGGGCUGCGAAUACAUCAAUAAUGUAAAAGGCGAGCAAUUCUAUGCAACUGCUGCAGAAGCACCGACACAAGUUAAAUUUGACAAUCAUGUGAAACCCACUAGUGAAAAUGAAACUAACGAGAAGACUCUCGUUGAAAAAGUUGCUGAUCUGGAGGGAAAAAAUAAAAAAUUGAAGAAUUCGCGAUCGUGUAAAGUUUGUACGGAACGAGAAGCAAGUAUUAUGUUUCUACCUUGUGAACACUUGGUGACGUAUUUGAAAACUCUACAAGUAACAAUAAGUAACAAUAACAAAAUGUUUCCUAUAUGUAACAUGCAACCUGUGCUACCACAAUGCGAAGAAUCUGCAGAGCAUGAAGAAUUGUCAGACGAUUCAAUUUCGUCUGAUGAUUCAUACGCGUUAGAUGAUCCAACUAUGUCAUUUGACCCCUCGUUAACUUCACCAAUAAUACCCGAAGAGCCGUCGAUCUCAGCGCUAGAAAGGUUUCCGGUACCGGAGUCGUUGCUUCGUCUAUCGACGUCGCGUGCCAGUCGAAAACGUUAUGAUGAUUUUCGUUUUGAAGCAGCAAGACUUUCGAGUUUUCGAAACUGGCCUGUAUCUUGCAUUGACCCUGCCAGUCUUGCAGCAGCAGGAUUCUAUUAUACGGGCAAAUUAGAUAGAGUCAGAUGUUUUGUGUGUCGAGUGGUGAUAAGUCACUGGUUAAAGGGUCGUACUCCAAUGCAGGUGCACGAAAUUUGGUCUGCAACUUGCAGAUUUGUACGGAAUGAAAAUUGUGAAAAUGUACCAAUUGAUACAGAAUCUAUAUCGACAGAUAGAAUGAAAUCAGGUCGAUAUGGAUUAGAAUAUUUGUCCAAAGAAUAUUCAACACAUACAGAAAACGGUACUGCGUAUGAACUUCUUAGCCGUUUGGGGAUAAAGAAAGCUGCAUUGCCAGAAUAUUAUCAAUAUAUCACGUGUGCAUCAAGACUAUCUACGUUUGAAACCUGGCCUGUUACGCAUAUGAAAGGUGAAGAGCUAGCGGAAGCAGGCUUUUUUUAUAGCGGAGUAGGCGAGAGAACGAUAUGCUACCAAUGUGGUAUUAAAAUAGAUCGUUGGAGACCAGGCGACGAUAUCUGGAGACAACAUGCCUAUUACUCGUCCUCGUGCUAUUAUUUACUUGUAACGCGGGGCUGCGAAUACAUCAAUAAUGUAAAAGGCGAGCAAUUCUAUGCAACUGCUGCAGAAGCACCGACACAAGUUAAAUUUGACAAUCAUGUGAAACCCACUAGUGAAAAUGAAACUAACGAGAAGACUCUCGUUGAAAAAGUUGGUAAGUAA
Molecule: messenger RNA, 1482 nt
Organism: Bombus pascuorum
Lineage: Eukaryota; Metazoa; Arthropoda; Insecta; Hymenoptera; Apidae
Product: E3 ubiquitin-protein ligase XIAP-like
Exons: 5
Coding region: 1-1482 (493 amino acids)
Biological process (GO): regulation of cell cycle; negative regulation of apoptotic process; positive regulation of protein ubiquitination
Cellular component (GO): cytoplasm; nucleus
Molecular function (GO): cysteine-type endopeptidase inhibitor activity involved in apoptotic process; ubiquitin protein ligase activity
Source: RefSeq, a predicted model, not a curated record